ACGACCACCGUGUCCUCCCCCCUCUACUCUUAAUAUCACUCUUCACACUGCUCAGCAGCUUGAUAGGACGCACAAGAUGUCCUAUCGCAUUGAGCCGAAGUACUACGAGUUUUACCGGUCUGCUUCGAUCGGCCGCGCUCUGAUGGACUCGCUGGACGAGCUCAUACAAGAUGGACUAAUCACUCCUCAGCUGGCGUUCAAGGUACUCAUGCAGUUCGAUCGUGCGACGACCGAGACGUUGAACAGGCACGUCAAGUUCAAGACCUCUCUCAAGGGUCACCUGAGCACCUACCGUUUGUGCGACGACGUGUGGACGUUCUUUGUCAAGAACCCGAGCUUCAAGAUCGAGGGCGGCGAGCUUGUUACCGCAGACAAGGUCAAGAUUAUCGCUGUCAAGUCAGAACAGGCAACAGCGGCUGAGGCGAAGACAAAGCCGAACCAGGGAUAGUGGACGGAGAUGUAUGCGCCCGAAACGAGACUCGUCUCUUUAUGCAUGCAUGCAUCUCCUCUGUACACAUCGAUAUGCUCGAUAUGGAUGUCACUGCUCAUUUGUUCUGCUCUGCUUUUCCUUCCCGGCGAUUGCCUCUUUACCGACGUAGUUCCCAGAGACCAACAUCAUAUACGCACACACAACUGAUAUAGAUGCUAUCAGCCUGUACUAUUAGUAGCCGGUAUGCAUAUGUAUACUAAUUCCAUUCAC
Messenger RNA from Dacryopinax primogenitus, 700 nucleotides. RefSeq names its product transcription initiation factor IIA gamma subunit. Gene Ontology annotation, cellular component: transcription factor TFIIA complex. NCBI's taxonomy places the organism in Eukaryota, Fungi, Basidiomycota, Dacrymycetes, Dacrymycetales, Dacrymycetaceae. The coding region runs from base 77 to 448 and encodes 123 amino acids. The transcript has 5 exons. Gene Ontology annotation, biological process: RNA polymerase II preinitiation complex assembly; transcription initiation at RNA polymerase II promoter. The record is from RefSeq and is a predicted model, not a curated record. Gene Ontology annotation, molecular function: TBP-class protein binding; RNA polymerase II general transcription initiation factor activity.